UUCCUACAGGAUCUACACAGAUGAUGCAAAUAUAAAUAGCAUUGAUAUUAAAAUCACAACCCUCACAUCCACUAAUCUCACAAUAUUCACCGGCCCUCGUACCACAAACUCUUACUCCCUAAAAUCCAACCUCCAAGAACCCGAUCAAAAAACAGUCUCCUUCAGCCCUUCCACUGACCUGUACAUUACUAUUGAACCUACAAGCAGUCAGAACGAGUUCUCCCUGACUCUUAAGCCAAAUGGGGAGCCUGAAACGUAACUUGAGGUUUUCAGUAUAGGUUAUCAACGACAGUGAGGAUUAUUAUAGGGAUUUCGGUUGCUCUGCUGGUUAGUGGAGGGAUUGGACUGGUGAUCUUUUGUUGAUGGAAUUCUAAGAAUAGAGGAAUGAUUAUUAAGAACCAUGCGGUUGCCGACGACCACAUCCGAUCUGCUGACCAAACUCCCCAUCCUGCACCUGCCCAACCUCACCACACCACCUCCUCCCACCUAGCCCAACCAGACCCAGUCUACACUCAACCAGACCCUCCAGCUGCCCCUGCACAGUACGCUGAUCCUUCCUUAGCCCCAGUGUAAGCUUAAGCUUGACUUGUAGGAAUGCUUACACAGUAGGCCACCCAGGAGGGUUACCUCCGGUAAGACCUCCAGUGGGAGCUGGGCCAUAUGGGUAUCAGAACCAGAUGGUGGUUUAGAGGGAGAUUUUAAGUUUGGGAUAGUUCAGUUUG
Molecule: messenger RNA, 722 nt
Organism: Moneuplotes crassus
Lineage: Eukaryota; Ciliophora; Spirotrichea; Euplotida; Euplotidae
Source: the annotation of a GenBank genome assembly